AUGCCCGAGGACCAGGCCGGCGCAGCCAUGGAGGAGGCAUCUCCUUAUUCCUUACUUGAUAUCUGCUUGAAUUUCCUGACUACUCACCUUGAGAAGUUCUGCUCAGCAAGACAAGAUGGAACAUUGUGUCUGCAGGAACCUGGAGUAUUCCCACAGGAGGUGGCUGAUCGGCUACUUCAGACCAUGGCUUUUCAUGGUCUCCUGAAUGAUGCAACUGUAGGUAUUUUUAGGGGCAACCAGAUGCGCUUAAAACGAGCUUGCAUUCGCAAAGCCAAAAUCUCUGCUGUUGCUUUCCGGAAAGCCUUCUGCCACCACAAGUUAGUGGAACUUGAUGCCACAGGUGUGAAUGCUGACAUCACGAUUACAGACAUCAUCAGUGGGCUUGGCAGUAACAAAUGGAUCCAGCAAAAUCUCCAGUGCCUCGUGCUGAACUCAUUAACUCUCUCCCUCGAAGAUCCUUAUGAGCGGUGCUUUAGCCGACUUUCUGGCCUUCGAGCAUUAAGCAUCACCAAUGUUCUCUUUUACAAUGAAGACCUGGCUGAAGUUGCCUCAUUGCCAAGAUUAGAGAGCCUGGAUAUUUCUAACACCUCGAUCACAGACAUCACGGCUCUGCUGGCCUGCAAAGACCGACUCAAGUCUUUAACCAUGCAUCACUUGAAAUGUUUAAAAAUGACAACUACCCAGAUACUGGAUGUUGUUCGAGAACUAAGACACCUGAAUCAUCUUGAUAUUUCAGAUGAUAAACAGUUUACAUCAGACAUAGCUCUUCGAUUACUAGAACAAAAGGACAUCCUGCCCAACCUCGUCUCCUUGGAUGUUUCUGGGAGGAAGCAUGUGACAGACAAAGCUGUUGAAGCUUUUAUUCAGCAACGGCCCAGCAUGCAGUUUGUAGGUUUGCUGGCCACUGAUGCUGGCUACUCUGAAUUCCUCACAGGCGAAGGACAUUUGAAGGUGUCUGGAGAAGCCAAUGAAACUCAGAUUGCAGAAGCAUUGAAGAGAUACAGUGAACGGGCCUUCUUUGUCCGAGAAGCUCUAUUUCACCUUUUUAGCUUGACUCAUGUGAUGGAAAAAACAAAGCCAGAAAUUUUAAAGCUUGUGGUUACUGGGAUGAGAAACCACCCUAUGAAUUUGCCAGUGCAGCUUGCUGCAAGCGCCUGUGUGUUUAAUUUAACCAAGCAGGAUCUUGCUGCAGGAAUGCCUGUCCGACUCCUGGCUGAUGUGACCCAUUUGCUGCUCAAAGCCAUGGAACAUUUUCCCAACCACCAGCAGUUACAGAAGAAUUGCCUCCUUUCACUUUGCAGUGACCGAAUUCUUCAAGAUGUUCCAUUCAACAGGUUUGAAGCAGCCAAGCUUGUCAUGCAGUGGCUCUGCAACCAUGAGGAUCAAAACAUGCAGAGGAUGGCAGUUGCUAUCAUUUCCAUUCUGGCUGCCAAGCUUUCUACAGAACAGACAGCCCAGCUUGGUGCUGAGCUCUUCAUCGUCCGGCAACUUCUUCAAAUAGUGAAGCAGAAAACCAAUCAAAAUUCAGUGGACACUACUUUGAAGUUUACUUUGAGUGCACUUUGGAACCUCACAGAUGAAUCUCCAACCACUUGCAGACACUUUAUUGAAAAUCAAGGGUUAGAACUCUUCAUGAGGGUUCUAGAGUCAUUCCCAACCGAGUCAUCCAUUCAACAGAAAGUCCUAGGACUUUUGAACAAUAUAGCUGAAGUACAAGAAUUGCAUUCUGAAUUAAUGUGGAAGGAUUUUAUAGACCACAUCAGUAGUCUUCUACAUAGUGUUGAAGUGGAAGUCAGUUACUUUGCAGCUGGAAUUAUUGCCCACUUAAUAUCUAGAGGUGAACAAGCUUGGACAUUGAGUCGCAGCCAGAGGAAUUCUCUUUUGGAUGAUCUGCAUUCAGCUAUUUUGAAAUGGCCAACUCCAGAGUGUGAGAUGGUAGCAUACAGGUCCUUUAAUCCAUUUUUCCCGUUACUUGGCUGUUUCACAACACCUGGAGUCCAGCUAUGGGCAGUUUGGGCCAUGCAACAUGUCUGCAGCAAGAAUCCUUCAAGGUACUGCAGCAUGCUGAUUGAGGAAGGAGGGUUGCAGCAUUUAUACAACAUCAAAGAACACGAACAGACUGAUCCCCAUGUCCAACAGAUUGCUGUGGCCAUUCUGGACAGCUUAGAAAAACACAUUGUACGCCAUGGGAGGCCACCUCCCUGUAAAAAGCAGUCCCAGGCCAGACUAAACUGA
Rangifer tarandus platyrhynchus (Svalbard reindeer) is the source of this 2235-nucleotide messenger RNA. NCBI's taxonomy places the organism in Eukaryota, Metazoa, Chordata, Mammalia, Artiodactyla, Cervidae. The record is from the annotation of a GenBank genome assembly.